Molecule: messenger RNA, 1604 nt
Organism: Gadus chalcogrammus (walleye pollock)
Lineage: Eukaryota; Metazoa; Chordata; Actinopteri; Gadiformes; Gadidae
Product: olfactory receptor 2AT4-like
Exons: 1
Coding region: 647-1591 (314 amino acids)
Biological process (GO): G protein-coupled receptor signaling pathway
Cellular component (GO): membrane
Molecular function (GO): G protein-coupled receptor activity; olfactory receptor activity
Source: RefSeq, a predicted model, not a curated record
GCGGGUUGAAACUCUUACCCAUUCUUCACAGGCUCUUCUGCUAAUCCUAAAAGCCUACCACAACAUCCACCCUCUGGAAUAUCGCAACAUUAAUUCCAGUGCCUGAAAAACCCUGACCCACAGAAUUCAACCAUCACCGCCCCAUUGCCCCACAUCUAAUGAAUGCAUGGAUGAAAUAGGGCCUUUGGAGUGGGAUACCCAUUCCCUCCUGAGCAGGGCCGUCACUGACAUUUUGGGGGGCAGUACGAGAACAAACACCCCCCGGUUAUAAUGAUAACCGAUGAACUUGGAUCUGAUAUUUACAAUGAUAUUUAUAGUUAAACUAAAUAAGCAGUAGUAAAAAAUACAACAAAAUUACUAUUAUGGAAAAGAAAAAGCCCAAAAAAGGACAAAGGUCUUUAGGAGGUUAUUUUGGGCCAGAGGAGAACUUUAGCCAAUGAGGGCAAAGGGGCAGGAGCCCGGGCCCCUGAGGGCCCCCUCCUGUCCGCUCCUGAGGCUGUAUCUGGUGAUGAUGAUGAUGUACUGUCAGGGUGAGCCAUAAAGCUGCCCUACACAUCACCCUGAACAGAGGGAGAAGGAGAGAAAGAGACACAGAAGACGUAAAGAGAGAGGAGCUAUUGUCAAGCUCUCUAACAUCAAUCAAACCAUGGACUCUAACACGACUAUUGUGAGGCCAGCAUACUUCAUUAUCAUGGGCUUUUCAGGCAUCCCUCAUGUUAACUACUACUAUUUCUUUUUACUGGUGCUGUACAUCAUGUCAGUGGUGGAAAACGGGUUAGUGAUGGCCUUGAUCUGCUUAGACCAGAGUCUCAAGACUCCAAAGUAUAUUGCUGUGUUUAACUUGGCGUUUGUAGAUGUGCUCGGAAACUCUGCCCUGGUGCCCAAGGUUAUCGACACCUUCUGGUUCGACCACAAAAAAAUCACUUACAGCAACUGCUUAACCUAUGAGUUUUUUAAUUUCUUGACCCUCACCAUGCAGUCUCUUAAUCUGGUUGUACUCUCUUUCGACAGGUUAGUGGCAAUCACAUUUCCAUUGCGUUAUCAGAUCAUUGUGAGUCUGAAGAACAUGUUCUCACUGGUGGCCUCUCUCUGGAUUUUUGCGCUUCUUGGGAACCUGAUGGCUGUAGGACUCCUAACCCGGCUGUCCUACUGCAGGUCUGUUGUUAUCAACAGCUAUUUCUGUGACCAUGGGCCUCUUUAUAAACUAGCCUGUAAUGACAAUCAGCCUAAUUUUAUACUUGCCAAAUUGUUAACAACUGUUAUUCUUUGGGUUCCAUUGCUGUUGAUCUUGAUCACUUACAUGUGCAUUGGCGCAGCUUUGGCCAAAAUAGCCAAAGCCAAGGAUAGAAUGAAGGCUUUUAAAACAUGCAGUGCUCAUAUAAUGUUGGUGGCUAUUUAUUACUUACCUAUUUUAAUCGCCUUUUCUUUUGCCGCUAAAAUGCCUCGUAAUACACGGAUCAUUAACGUGUCUCUUACUGCUGUCCUACCUCCAGCGUUGAACCCACUCAUUUAUGUUUUACAGACUCAGGAAAUCAAAUUGUCCCUGAAAAAGGUUUUCAAAAGAAUUUGGCAAUCAAGAAUUGCUGUGUAAUAGAAUAUCAAAA